Messenger RNA from Spodoptera frugiperda (fall armyworm), 3906 nucleotides. RefSeq lists its product as uncharacterized. The record is from RefSeq and is a predicted model, not a curated record. Lineage: Eukaryota; Metazoa; Arthropoda; Insecta; Lepidoptera; Noctuidae. The coding region runs from base 197 to 3886 and encodes 1229 amino acids. The transcript is spliced from 3 exons.
UUUAACUGUCAGUUUUGAUAAUUUGUAUUUAAGUUUUUAACAUUUAUUUACAAUUUUAUUAAUUAUUUAAUUAAUUAAUAAUAUUAAGACAUUUUGAAAUAUGUCCGAUGGUUAAUGUACUGUCUACGUAAAUAAAAAAUCCAUCGAAUGUUGUUUUACCAUCGAAUGUAUAAACAAUUAUUUGUCAUGCGAGAGUAUGGAUUUGCAUAGAUUACGAGUUGUGGAGUUUAAUACGUUGGUAAGUGAAAAAGAAGGCAGGAAGAAGUACGUCGCAGAACUUGAAGAACAUAAGAAAAAAUAUAAAAGUAAUUUCGAUGAUAAGCAGUAUGAAACAAUUGAAUCUGAAAAUGAUAGUAAAUGUCUGGAUGACAAAAUUUGGCCUCAGAAGGCACCGCAGAAAUUUGGUGACGGGGUAAACAUUAAAUAUCUGGUUGAUAAAAUAGGACCGCCUGGGACGUCAAAACAAUGCCUGGCAAAAGACCAAGCUUCCAGGACACCAACGUCCAGGCUUUCAAGUUUCAUGAAACAUAAAUCAAAAAGUGAAAUCUUCAGUAUUACUUCCAAAUGUAAACCGAAAAAACGUGAACUUAAAAAGAAUUCUAGUUUUAUAAACGUACCCAAAGUAAGUCAGGACAAGGCGCAUUCGUAUAAUAAGAAGCGAACUCUUAAUUUGUUCCACAAAAAGUCUAAGGAAGAUCCGAAAAAAGAAGAUAAACGUGCGAAGAAAGUUAAGAAUGAACAAGUACAUUUUUUAUUUGCGCGCGAAACACCAAGUUUUGUACGACAUUGUAGAAAACAGACCGAGGACGAAAGAAAGAGUUUUAGAAAGAAACAGGAUACAAAAUUACCGAGCGAUGUAUUUGGUUUUCAAAAAAGUAAUCGACAUAAUAUUGAUCCAUAUCUUUAUCACGUGUCGUGCAAUUACCUAAACUUAGACAAAUUACCCUUUAAAAAAAUUAAAAAAGGAUUCAAUCGAAAAUGUAAAGAACCAACACAGCCAACAACAAGUUGUUGUAAACAUCACGCAAUGCGGGUUCUUAAUUCCACUGGAAAGAGUGAGAUCCCCGCCAUUUAUUACAAUCUAAAUACUCAUACACGACCACAGCUCAGAAGACUUCAACAUCGACACGAUUCCUUUGACGACCAUGAUGAUGUUAUGUCCAAAGACCGGUCACGUCGUAUGGGCAAAGAUAAAAUUGUAUGUGUUUCACCUUCAUCGCUCAGCCCCCUAACUAGAUGUCAAUGUGACGCGUGCAUUGGCUCUAGUAAAGGCAACAUCCCCGAAGUUUCAGAGCACCCAAAUGGUAACCUGGAGCAAAGCACACUGAGCUCAAGUGUUUCUAGUACGUCCCCUGCACAGAAUACACCGCAUGCUACUUGUAAAAAGAAAUGUAUCAAGACGAAUAAGAAAGUUUGUACCAGCAAUAAACGUUACAAAUUAUUCUUAGGAUGUUUUCACCGCUUCAAAGUCACUUUAAAAAAGUUACCGUCAGGGAAAAAAUGUAUGAAAUAUUUGUUUUUCGGAUUGCUUAUUGUGGUGUGGUCUCCAUGUUUGCUGGCAGUCAUUCUGGCAUGGGUAAUAAUGUGCCCUGUCAAGGUAACCAGUUUAAAUGGUGAUGCUUCCAAGAGGUCAAUUCCAAUGAUGAAUUAUUUUGUGAACAAAUUUCGUAAGAAAGAGGUGGGAAGUGAAUUCCAACAAGCGUGUAUAGACGAUUGUUUGCCUGAAAGCAAAAGGAGCCUUAUGACAUCAGUGGCGAGUUGGUACUCACGCGCGUUUGGAACUGUUGUUCAUUCAUUUAAUGCAUUGGUGUCUAUGCUUAAGCUUAAAAAUAAACCAACUUGUGCUGGGUCCUCAUUUGUAGAAUACAAACAUCCAAACCCAAAAAAGAAAUAUGCUUCGUUCUAUGCAGAUAAUAGAGGAGGAACAACGAAAUCCACAAGACGAAGCAAUGCACGAUUUGGUGCUGGCACUCGAGUAGUGCAAAAUAUGCGAUGUGAAUUUAUACCGUCAUUUUGGCCCAAAUCUAACACUUGCAACGAAAAGUGCCGACCGAAGAUAAAGUCAAAACAUAAACCGUUUCUUGUCCCAUGUUCAGUACAUGGGGCUCAGUAUAAUCCCAGUUAUUCAAAAUGUGAAUCGUCACCAGCAGGGGAUGCCGGCCCGAUGAUCAGAAAAUCUGUACCCGGAUGUACUUGCGAUAAAUUAUAUUCACGAAACAGAGUCUGUCGAAAUAAAAUGAUGCAAAGCUCUUCAGUGUUCAUGCCAAUGGUACCACAACGUCUUCACACGCAUCAGCGGCGAUACACAUCGAGGCGGAGACAAAAGAAUUCAGCGAGCAGGAACAUGCAACAUUAUACCCAGUCUGCUAAACAGCAGUUGCCAUAUCCAGACUUGAACUUUUUAACAAUGCGCUACACUGGUUAUAAAACUCCUAAUAAACGAUCAGAACCAAAUGUCAAAUACUAUUACCCAUCAGCACCUGCAACUACACCACCACCAAAUUUCGAUCGUUUGCCCUGUUAUGCUAUUCCAGUUAAUAAAUGUUCACCACGGUCAUGUGUUGACGAGUUUGCUAUCAGGCCCGCGUAUAAACGUCGUCCAUUACAAGUCGUAACGGACGAUGUUGGUACUGGGACUAGAUCUGGCUAUGGCUUUACCACUAUCGCCGGUUACAGUGCUGGCGCUGAGUAUUGCCCUUGCUCUUGCUCUGACUCUAGAAAUGGUACCGGCAUUGGUUCUGCCUAUGGCGCUGUCCCUAACGCCGGUCAUAGUCACAAUCACGGUGCUAGUUCAUGCGCUUGCCCCAGUGCUGGCGUCAGCGGUGGUGCUGGCGUCGGCGGUGGUGCUCGCGUCAGCGGUGGUGCUGGCGUCGGCGGUGGUGCUGGCGUCGGCGGUGGUGCUGGUCGCCGCAGUAGUGCUGGUCGCCGCAGUAGUGCUGGCACUCGCGGUGUUCCUGGCUUCCACCGUCGUUCUGGCCCCCGCGGUAGUGCUGUCCCCAAAGAUGGUACUAGCCCUGGCGAUGGUGAUGGCCCUGUCGAUAGUCGUCGCGGUGUUCCUGGCUUCCGCCGCCGUUCUGGCCCCCGCGGUAGUGCUGUCCCCAAAGAUGGUGCUAGCCCUGGCGAUCGUGCUGGCCCAGUUGAUAGUCGUCGCGGUACUACUGCCCCCCGCGGUAGUGUUGCCCCACGCGGUAGUACUGGCCCCCCGGGUAUUGGUAGCCCCCGCGAUAGUGUUGGUCCCGGUGGUGUUGUUGCACCCCGCGGUGGUGGUGUUUCUCCCCGCCAUAGUACUGUUGCUCCUACCGAUGGUGGUGCUGCUCCCCGCGGUCGUGGUAAAAGUGCGCGUGCUGACGUUAGCUCGGACGUCAGCCCGGAGGUUAGCUCAGACGUUAGCGCUGAUGCUGGAGGUGGCACGGACAAAUCCACCACUUCAACAGGAAAAACAAACAAAAAAAUAGACAAUAAAAAGAAAAAAGUUGGUAAGAGGAAAGGUAAAAAUUUACCUCCUCUUCCUUCUUCGCCUCCUCCUCCACCGCCACCUCCUAAAGGUUCCAAAAACCCAGCAGAUCAUGUUAAAUACAGAGUAGCUAAAGCCAAAUACGACGCUGUUCGAAGCUAUCACUGUAUUAUUGAUGCAGUGAGAAAAUCUGAAAGACGAGCAUGGCAGCAUGAAGUUACCUGUACUGAUAUGUACUUAAAUGUCCUGAAGCGUAGACCAUGUUUCUGUAUUUACCGCUACUUUCCAUCUUUUUACCCGACAUUCUUAGAAUUACUUAAAUUUCAAAGAAGCUUAUGCGAUUUAAUUAAGUAUUGUUGUGCUAUGUGUUUGUGGUGUCCACUUUUUGUAUGCCUCUGUAUAUGUUACAGUUUGAUUUGCGAAGCAACAUAAUUAAACGUGUUUAUAAUCGA